Spathaspora passalidarum NRRL Y-27907 is the source of this 1593-nucleotide messenger RNA. It is a transcript of the gene PPT1, whose product is annotated as protein serine/threonine phosphatase. The record is from RefSeq and is a predicted model, not a curated record. Gene Ontology annotation, cellular component: nucleus; cytosol. Gene Ontology annotation, molecular function: protein binding; protein serine/threonine phosphatase activity. Bases 1 to 1593 code for a protein of 530 amino acids. NCBI's taxonomy places the organism in Eukaryota, Fungi, Ascomycota, Pichiomycetes, Serinales, Debaryomycetaceae. The transcript has a single exon.
AUGACUACAUCAGCCACUAAUAAGACUGAGGCAAUUGCCCAUAAGGAUAAAGGUAAUACCCACCUUUUAGCCCAUGAACUUGACAAGGCCGUGGAAGAGUAUACUAUUGCUAUUGAACUUGACCCUCACAAUGCUAUAUUUUAUAGUAAUCGUGCCCAAGCACACAUCAAGCUUGAGAACUACGGGUUGGCCAUCUUGGAUUGUGAUGAAGCAUUAAAGAUUGAUCCCAGUUUACUUAAGGCAUAUUAUCGUAAGGGUGUUGCCCAAAUGGCUAUUUUGAAACAUAAAGAGGCAUUAGCUAACUUUAAGUACAUUUUAACGAAAUUGCCAAAUGACAGAUUGACUUUGGAGAAUUAUAAGCAGUGUAGUGGAUACUUGAAGAGACAAGCUUUUGAAAGAGCCAUUGCUGGUGCAGACCACGUUAGUGUUAUUGAUCUGGUUGAUUAUGGUGCAAUUCAAAUUGAAAAAAGUUGGCAAGGGCCAAGUGUUGAUGUGAUCAAGAAGAAGACCGGUGGAGUUGAAAUAACCGGUGUUGAUUUGAGCUAUUUGAAGUAUAUGAUUGACUUGUUUAAAAAGGGUGGUGUUCUUCCUAAACGUCAUGUGUUUGGUAUAAUUGCCAAAUGUCACGAAUUAUUCAAGCAAGAACAAACCAUGGUGGAAAUAAUGUUACCUCACACCAAGUUGAACAGUGAAAAACAAAACGACGAAAUCAUAUUGGAAAAUGGUAAGAAGUUAACGAUUGUUGGUGAUACUCAUGGACAAUUUUACGAUGUACUUAACUUGUUCAAGAAAUUCGGACACGUAUCAGAAGAUCAUAUUUACUUAUUUAAUGGGGAUUUCGUUGAUCGUGGUUCAUGGUCUUGUGAAGUUGCAUUAUACUUGUAUGUACUUAAACUCAUUUUCCCAAAACAAGUGUUUAUCAAUCGUGGUAAUCAUGAAACCAGUGAUAUGAACAAAACAUAUGGCUUUGCUGAUGAGUGUGAAUUCAAAUACCUGAAGAAAAUCUUUGAAGCAUUUAGUGAAUCAUUUGGUGCUUUGCCAUUAGCAUGUCUUAUAAACAGAUCCUAUUUAUGUAUGCAUGGGGGUUUAUUUUCCAAUGAUCAAGUGUUAUUAAGUGAUAUCAAGGCAAUUAAUAGAUUCCCUAAAUCUGGUUCCUCCCAACCACCUCGUGAAGGGUUAGCCAUGGAAUUGUUAUGGACUGACCCACAAACCACGAACGGAAGAUCACCUUCUAAGAGAGGUAUUGGUAUGCAGUUCGGUCCUGAUAUCACUGAACGUUUCUGUUUGAAUAAUAAAUUGAGAAAAAUUAUUAGAUCUCAUGAAGUAAGAAUGGAUGGUGCUGAAUCUGAGCAUAACGGAAGAUUAAUUACUGUUUUUAGUGCUCCUAAUUAUUGUGAUGCUACCGGUAACUUGGGGGCUGUUAUUCACAUUACGGAAAAUCAAACCUAUGAUGUCGAAAAGCAUGAUGAUGAAGGAUAUAGAAAAGUUGAUGAUGAAAAUUGUCCUUGGACUUUAGUUACUGAGACAUUUGAAGCAGUUGAACAUCCUGAUAUGAAACCAAUGGCUUAUUCAAAGGGUGGAUUUGGUUUUUAA